AAGUCUAAACACUUUUUUGUUUGCCAUUCAAUUGGAUAUUAUUUACUGUAUAUUAAGUAUAUUAAGUAUAUUAAGUAUAUUAAGUAUAAAGUGAUAAUAAACUAAAAUAUCAAAUAGUUAUUAAACAAAGCAUUCAUUGAUUGAUUGAUUGUUUAUAUAAUGAAAACAUGAAAUCAUCGGUUAUUGUUUGUCUGUUAUUUGCAUUGAUUAUCACCGAAAUCAGUGUCGAGUCGUCGACCGAAUCCAAUACCGGCGGUGACAAUGAUAUUAACAAUUUGUUUAAUUUGAAAUCUUCGCGACAAUUAUUUGACGAGUUUGUCAUCAAAUACGACAAACCGUACAGAAAUGAAACUCAAGAGUACGACAGAAGACAUGCCAUCUUCGAGAAGAAUCUAAUGACCAUUCAGUUGCUUAAUGACAAUGAAUUGGGUACAGCUGUCUAUGGGAUCACACAGUUUGCCGAUCUGUCAUCGCAUGAGUUUCGAAAAUUUUAUACCGGUUUUCGGCCCGAACUUCAAGUAAACGACAAAAACUUGCGCCGAAUAUACGCCGAUAAUAUCCGAUUACGAGAUUUGCCGCAAAACUUUGACUGGAGAUCAAAGUCUGGUGUUGUGUCGGGCGUCAAGAAUCAGGGAAUGUGCGGUAGUUGUUGGGCGUUCAGUGCCACCGGUAAUAUAGAAGGGGUGACCGCUGUUGUCACUAACAAAUCGGUCUCACUUUCAGAACAAGAACUGGUUGAUUGUGAUAAAUAUGAUCAGGGAUGCAAUGGAGGACUUCCCACAAAUGCCUUUAAGACUAUUAUUGAUUUAGGUGGAUUAGAGUCUGAGUCGGACUAUCCCUACGAUGGACGCRACGAGAAAUGCCAUUUCAAUAAAAGUCUGUCGAAAACAUCUAUUGAUUCCUAUGUUGUUUUGCCGGAAGACGAGAAAGCCUUAGCCCAAUGGCUCUACCAGUUUGGUCCCAUCUCUAUCGGGAUUAACGCCAAUGCAAUGCAAUUUUAUUUUGGCGGUAUAUCUCAUCCGAUGAAAUGGAUGUGUAAUCCUAAAAAUCUGGAUCACGGCGUACUUAUCGUAGGGUUCGGUAUCGGCAAAACUAAAAUAACGCAUAAACUGCAGCCCUAUUGGAUCGUUAAAAACAGUUGGGGUCAGAGCUGGGGUGAAAAAGGAUAUUAUCGAGUAUAUAGGGGUGAUGGCACCUGUGGUCUCAAUUUGAUGGCUUCCUCCGCUUGGAUUGAUAUUCAUUCAAAGUACUAAAUGGAUAAAAAUUUAAUAUAUAGAUCUAUAUAUAUAUAUAUAUAU
Molecule: messenger RNA, 1298 nt
Organism: Oppia nitens
Lineage: Eukaryota; Metazoa; Arthropoda; Arachnida; Sarcoptiformes; Oppiidae
Product: putative cysteine proteinase CG12163
Exons: 7
Coding region: 168-1253 (361 amino acids)
Cellular component (GO): lysosome
Molecular function (GO): cysteine-type endopeptidase activity
Source: RefSeq, a predicted model, not a curated record